This is a messenger RNA of Saccharomyces eubayanus, 516 nucleotides long. RefSeq names its product Bud20p (gene BUD20). NCBI's taxonomy places the organism in Eukaryota, Fungi, Ascomycota, Saccharomycetes, Saccharomycetales, Saccharomycetaceae. The coding region runs from base 1 to 516 and encodes 171 amino acids. The record is from RefSeq and is a predicted model, not a curated record. The transcript has a single exon. Gene Ontology annotation, molecular function: zinc ion binding; nucleic acid binding.
AUGGGUAGAUAUUCAGUAAAGAGGUACAAGACUAAGAGAAGAACAAGGGACUUGGACUUGAUCUACAACGAUCUGGCCACUAAGGAGUCUGUGCAGAAGCUUCUGAACCAGCCAUUGGACGAAACCAAGGCGGGGCUGGGGCAACAUUACUGCAUACACUGUGCAAAGUACAUGGAGACUGCUAUAGCGCUGAAGACGCAUUUGAAGGGGAAGGUGCACAAGAGAAGGGUUAGGGAACUGAAGGGUGUCCCCUACACGCAGGAGGUGUCUGACGCUGCUGCGGGCUACAACUUGAACAAGUUCUUGGACCGCGUGAAAGAUAUCACACACUCUGUGGGUCCAGAGAAGGAGUCCAACGAGGUCUUACUGAAAGAGCAUUUGGACAACGCCUUGGCGAACGUUGCCACGACAGAACCCACUCUGCCGUGGGCAGCCCCAGACGCUGAGGCUGCUGACGCUGAGGCUGCUGCCGCUGCUGCUGCCCCAGUAGAAGCCGAGCCUACUGCUCAACCAUAA